This is a messenger RNA of Symphalangus syndactylus (siamang), 1765 nucleotides long. RefSeq names its product calcium homeostasis modulator 1 (gene CALHM1). Gene Ontology annotation, cellular component: plasma membrane. The record is from RefSeq and is a predicted model, not a curated record. Gene Ontology annotation, molecular function: monoatomic cation channel activity. Lineage: Eukaryota; Metazoa; Chordata; Mammalia; Primates; Hylobatidae.
UCUUGGAGGCAGCAGUGAGUUGGGAAGAGGAGGCCAGGCCCCGCAGGGGGCACGAUGGACAAGUUCCGGAUGAUCUUCCAGUUCCUGCAGUCCAACCAGGAGUCCUUCAUGAACGGCAUCUGUGGCAUCAUGGCCCUGGCCAGUGCCCAGAUGUACUCGGCCUUCGACUUCAACUGCCCCUGCCUGCCGGGCUACAAUGCGGCCUACAGUGCGGGCAUCCUGCUGGCGCCACCCCUGGUGCUCUUCCUGCUUGGCCUGGUCAUGAACAACAACGUGUCCAUGCUGGCCGAAGAGUGGAAGCGGCCGCCGGGCCACCGGGCCAAGGACCCCGCUGUGUUGCGCUACAUGUUCUGCUCCAUGGCCCAGCGCGCCCUCAUCGCGCCCGUCGUCUGGGUGGCCGUCACACUACUCGAUGGCAAAUGCUUCCUCUGUGCCUUCUGCACUGCUGUGCCCGUGACCACACUGGGCAACGGCAGCCUGGCACCCAGCCUACCUGCCCCUGAGCUCGCCCGCCUGCUGGCCCGGGUGCCCUGCCCUGAGAUCUAUGAUGGCGACUGGCUGCUGGCCCGAGAGGUGGCCGUGCGCUACCUCCGCUGCAUCUCCCAGGCGUUGGGCUGGUCCUUCGUGCUGCUGACCACACUGCUGGCAUUCGUGGUGCGCUCUGUGCGGCCCUGCUUCACGCAGGCCGCCUUCCUCAAGAGCAAGUACUGGUCCCACUAUAUCGACAUCGAGCGCAAGCUCUUCGACGAGACGUGCACAGAGCACGCCAAGGCCUUUGCCAAGGUCUGCAUCCAGCAGUUCUUCGAGGCCAUGAACCAUGACCUGGAGCUGGGUCACACCCAUGGGACACUGGCCACGGCCCCUGCUUCCGCAGCUGCCCCCACGACCCCCGAUGGUGCAGAGGAGGAAAGGGAGAAGCUGCGUGGCAUCACGGAUCAAGGCACCAUGAACAAGCUGCUCACGAGCUGGCACAAAUGCAAACCGCCUCUGCGGCUGGGCCAGGAGGAGCCACCGCUGAUGGGCAACGGCUGGGCUGGGGGCAGGCCCCGGCCUCCGCGUAAGGAGGUGGCCACUUACUUCAGCAAAGUGUGAGGCGUGGCCAGCUGAAGAGGCAGGAACGGGGAUCCGAGCCCACAGCCCCUCCAACUCCCAAACCAGGUGGAACAAGGAAGGGUUUCAGUGCUGGGCAGUACUCCUCUAGGCAGAUCCACACUCCCUAGCACUCGCCUGCCCAUUGGAGGCAGGAAAUUUGGAGCUGGAAGGGGAUCUGAUGCCUUCAGGUGUGACACUGCCCUGGAUGGCCCUAGGGCAGUGGGCCCAUGAGCAGUAUUAGUCUAAAGGGGUCGGAACUGUCAUGGCAGGUACAGGGACUGAUGGCUCCCCUCUGCCCAGCCCUUCCCAGGCUGAUGUUCACUGUCUUCUCCCAGGUUCAACAGACAUCCCUGCCCCAGGGUCCAUUCUCAUCUGUGACUUUUCAGUACCUCUCUUCCUUUAUGCUCAGGGCUCGGGGAGUGGGAAUCAUCCAGGUGUCUCAUGAAGUGGGAGCCCUCUGAUUUGGGCAAGCGUGUCCUAGGUGAGACUGGGUGGGCUGGGGCAGGUCCAUAAGGACAUAACACACAGCCUACCUGGUGUGACACACCUGGGGUGACAGGCGAUGAGACAAGAUGUCAGAAGCUAGGUUCACAUGGAAGAGGCCAGAGUGUGUGAUCACCAUGGGGGUCACGUGACAAUUGUCCAGGUGGACUGCAUGUUUAUUUAGCACCAA